This is a messenger RNA of Asparagus officinalis (garden asparagus), 3183 nucleotides long. Its product is annotated as flowering time control protein FPA. The record is from RefSeq and is a predicted model, not a curated record. NCBI's taxonomy places the organism in Eukaryota, Viridiplantae, Streptophyta, Magnoliopsida, Asparagales, Asparagaceae. Gene Ontology annotation, molecular function: RNA binding. The transcript has 7 exons. The coding region runs from base 58 to 2868 and encodes 936 amino acids.
CUUCCAUAUUCUCAAACCCUAACAAAUCCCCCAAAUUGAAAACCCUAACCAAUCUCAAUGGCUCCCCCAAUCAAAUCAUCGGAUCGCCGAAGCCACUCAUCUUCGAAAGAUCGAGAGCCCGAAGCGACUUCAUCGCUCAAUCUCUGGGUGGGGGAUCUCUCAUCGGACACCGAGGAUGCCGAUCUGAUGGAGAUCUUUCGAGAUUAUGGCGCGAUGGAUGCCCUAACUUCUUACACUCCGAGGACCUACGCCUUCGUCUUCUUUAGGAAACAGGAGGACGCGAAGAAAGCGAAGGAGGCGCUCCAGGGAUCGAUCGUCAAGGGGAAGCCCAUCAAGAUCCAGUUGGCUCGUCCGGCAAAACCGGGUAAGUGUCUAUGGAUUGGUGGUAUCAGUCCGGCUGUUACUCAGGAACAACUUGAAGAUAAGCUUCUGCAGUUUGGAAAGCUUGAAGAAUACAAAUUCCUCAGAGACCGGAAUUCUGCUUUGGUUGGUUAUACCAAGCUUGAUGAUGCUAUUGCUGCUCAAAGGGACAUGAAUGGCAAAAGUAUAGGCGGUGAACAAGUACGUGUUGAUUUUCAAAAGCCACAAACUCAGAGACUGCCAUCCUCGAGAAACGAUUGGCCUGAAAAUCACAAUCCAAGGGGUAGUGGGAGGAAUAUUGGGCCACAGGAAAAAUAUAUGGGAUAUGACGAUGCAAGAAAUUAUCACGAGUCUACCCACCAAGGGUCUAAAAGGCAUCUGCCGCAUGGAGGAAGGCGAGAUGGUCCACCAAGCAGUACUUUAUGGGUAGGAUAUCCGCCAUCAUUUCAUAUGGAUGAACAGAUGCUGCAUAAUGCCAUGAUUUUGUUUGGCGAAAUUGAAAAAAUCAAGAGUUUCCCUUCUAGGCAUUAUUCCUUUGUAGAGUUCAGGAGUGUUGAUGAAGCUCGACGAGCAAAGGAAGGUCUACAGGGUCGCCUUUUUGGUGACCCUAGAAUACAAAUUCUGUUUUCCUCCAGUGACCUUGCACCUGGUGGUAAGGAUAAUGCACCACUUCUUCCUGGAUACAGAGUGCCUAGGACAGAUCUGCUCUUUAAUGAACCUCCUUUUGGGCCCAGUUAUCCCCUGGCCCCAAACUCCUUUCAUGGACAUUUGCUUCCCAAUGGGCCAGGACCAGAUGGUAACCCAAAUGCUCCAAAUUGGAGACAGUCGUCUCCUGCAUCCCUCAGGCCCAUGCCAAAUGUGUGGGAUGAUGAAUUUGACAUGAGGGAACCAAAGAGAUCAAGAUUUGAAGGUUCUCCGUCUAAUGAUAUUAGGUUUGGGCUGCUUCAUCCUGAGAGGGAUAUCCCUAGUCAAAGUCGUGGUCUAGGGCGAGUGCGUGGAUCACCUGACAUCGACAUUUAUUGGCGCGGACUUAUUGCCAAGGCUGGUGCACCUGUUUGUUGUGCUCGAUGUGUGCCAAUUGGGAAGGGUCUUGAGUCUCCAUUACCGGAAGUAGUCAAUUGUUUCGCAAGAACAGAUCUGGAUAUGCUCGAAAAACAUUAUAGCGAAGCAAUUGGUUUUGAUAUUGUCUUCUUUGUACCAGACAGUGAAGAAGAAUUUGCCUCAUAUACUGAGUUUCUCCAGUACUUGGGUCUUAAAAACCGUGUUGGUGUUGCGAAAUGUGGUGAUGGGACUACAUUAUUUUUGGUUCCUCCGUCAGAUUUUUUAACUAAGGUUUUGAAAGUGUCUGGUCCAGAACGGCUUUAUGGGGUGGUUCUUAAAUUACCGCCUCAACCAACAAUAGAAACACAGCAACCUCGAGCUACUCCUCCACCUUCAUCUCGUCAUAAUGUUCAGAGGCAGGAAUCUGCUUCACAUGAUGGUUAUGACUACAUUCCUGGAAAUAUAGACCCUGCUCCAAGAAUUGACCAUGGUAGUGAUUUGCAUGAGAACUCUAUUUCUAGGGGUGGGGCUGGACUUGUUAAUCAAUCUUAUACUUUACCAUCAGCUGCCAAUAAUUAUGCAAGGAAUUCUGAAGCCAAUAAUUAUGCAAGAAACAUUGAAGCCGAUAAUUAUGCAAUGAAUCCUGAAGCCAAUAAUUAUGCAAUGAAUCCUGAAGCCAAUAAUUUUGUAAGAAAUCCUGAAGCUAGUUCCCAGGUUAAAGUUUCAUUGACACCUGAACUUAUAGCAACUCUCGCUUCUCUUAUACCUUCUAGCAGUCAGUCAUCAACUGCUGGGAGUAAUAAUAUCUCUACGACAUCUUCUUUCCCUGCCAAUAUAACUAGUGCUCCUGUCCAAAGGCGGAUUCAAGAAAAUCAUGCCUCAUUUCCCGCUUCACAGUUAGAGCCGAGAAUGAAUUUGCAGCAGCAGCCUCAGCAAUUUAGGGGUCAGUAUAAUGCUGAGGAACCAUUCACAUCCCAAUAUCCAUCAUAUGCCAGCUUGCCGAAUGGCCCACACAACUCUGUUCAACCUUUUCUUGGUGACGAACAAGUUCAAGAUCUUGCUCCAAACAUGCCACAGAGGCAAUUGGAUAACUAUGCCUCCUCCAAUGGGCAGUCUUUAAUAUCAAGCAAUCAAUAUUAUCAGCAUGAUUCUUCCUUUGAUCCCUAUAAUGCCCGAGGAAUCCUCAACCAAUCUGUCCAGCAGCAAGCAGCGCUUGCUAGCUCAUCUACACAGGGCCAGACUCCAAAUGUGCUCCAAAAUCAAGUCGUCCCGAAUGCAGGUUUUUCUGGUCAAAUGGAGAGGCUGCAGAUGGCUCUGAACAGUUCUGGCGAUGGCUCGUCACGUGGAGAUGAGGAGAAGAAUCAGAGGUACCAGUCGACGUUGCAGUUUGCCGCCAGCUUGCUCCAGAAGAUUCAGCAACAGCAACAAGGCAGUGGUCAAAAGUCGCCAGGGAGACCUGACUUUUAAUCAGGUGAGUACAAGGAAGGCCUUGGCCUUGGGCUUUAAGGGGAGUUGAUUGAUGGGCCCGACAAGAUGUCAUCACUGACUGAAGCUUCCCUUUCACUUUAAUUAGAUCGAGAUUAGAUUAGAUAGCUCUUUGUAUUUGAUGAGUGUAUGUUUGUAAGGAACGAGAUGGGAUGCUUUGCGUUGACUUUAUGUUGUUGACUUCUCUUUUUCGUUUGGAUGUGUUCUAAAGUUGACUUAGUAACUCCAUAGUCAACUCUCUUUGGAUUCAAACGCUCAACUUUCAACCUACUAGAAUUGAACAGCCAUUUUAUACAA